UCGCCGAGACGUGGCAUUGACUAGUUGCUAAUGUUUUUAUUAACUCUUUUAUGGCUAGAAGCGCGUUCAGUGGUGUUUUACACGGUUUUCUUCUAACGGAGUUUUUUAUUCUAAUAACGGAUAGUGGUCUGCAAAUCACAUUCUUUGCCGGUUCCUGUUCUUCCUUAUAAUUAGUUAUUAUUCUUUUGAUCGACUUCUAAUAAUUAAAUUCUGUCGAUUGAACGAGUGAUAAUUCUGUUAUCGAAAGUGACAUAAUGUGAGGAAAACUAUUGAUAUUUUUGAGUAGAAGGCCUACUAUGCUCUAAGUUCAUGUCAGUGACUUGAUUGAAUUGUAGAACAGUUCUACAAAAUCCGCAGACCUGCAGAUAACGUUCAAAGCAAAGCAAAACAAGUGACGAGAUGGCAGAUGAAAGUGAUUUGCAUAAACUAUCCAAGUGAACUUUAUCAGUAUUGAAUCAGUUUUUACUCUGCGACAAAUCUUUGUAACUUGUCAAUUAGAAAGAUAAUUUUCUGUGGUUAAGUAUGGAACCAGAAGAGAAUGAUCCACUCUUGGGGAACGAGGACUCGGGUGGAAAAAAUUUAGGCGAAUUUGGUACAUGCUGGAUGAUGGACGCUACCAUGAAGUGUACUCAUACGUCAUCAACUCACGUGAAGGUGGAUCGACCAAUCUAUCCUCAGACCAUGCUCGAUGAGGCAUAUCGGUGUAAAAGUCAACAAGCAUAUCCUCUCGAUAUUCGAUGUUCAGAAUGCAAUCCUGGAAAGAUGGUGAAAAGUAUGAUUCCUGCAAUCGACUGGCUUUCUCGUUAUAGCUUUAAACAAGACUUACCCAAAGAUAUAAUCGCUGGACUCACAGUUGGAAUCAUGAAUAUACCUCAAGGAAUGGCAUACGCUAUUUUAGGCAAUGUACCACCGGUUGUUGGACUCUACAUGGCGUUUUUUCCUACGAUAAUUUACGCAUUUCUGGGAACAUCACGACACAUAUCAAUGGGUUCUUUCGCUGUUAUUUGUUUGAUGGCCGGAAAAACAGUUUCUACAUAUUCAUCGACCUAUUCAUUAGCAAAUAUUCCAGUCAAUUCAACGUUACCAUACGCAGCCGAACAAAGUGGAACUUCUUAUUCGCCGAUUGAAGUUGCUAUGGCGGUCACAUUCAUGGUUGGAAUUUUCCAGCUAGGAAUGUACUUGUUACGUCUAGGAGUUAUUUGCACGCUUCUGUCUGAUACAUUAGUGAAUGGACUGACAGCUGGAGCCGCUAUCCAUGUAUUCACUUCUCAAAUAAAAGAUCUUCUUGGAAUGAAUGUUCCAAAAUACACCGGACCACUAUAUAUACUACGAACUUACAUUGGGAUAUUUGAGAAUCUGCAUACAAUCAAUUACGUGGCAACAUUUUGUUCAGCUGUCACAAUGGUAGCUCUAAUAAUCAACAAUGAAAUCUUAAAGCCAUGGAUUAGUAAGAAGUCAAUAAUCCCAAUUCCUAUAGAACUGAUAGUUGUCUUAGCUGGUACCCUACUAUCACGAUAUGCCUAUAUAUCUGACACUCACAAUUUAUCAGUUGUUGGACAUAUAGCUGUUGGACUACCAGAAGCUGCAGCACCAAAAUUGUCGCUUUUGUCGUUGGUAGCUUUGGACAGUUUCGUGAUUUCAGUAGUUGCCUACAUCAUAAGUGUCUCAAUGGCUUUGAUUUUUGCUCAAAAACUGAAAUAUACAAUCGAUUCGAACCAGGAACUUCUGGCACAGGGCGUUGGAAAUGUAGUUGGGUCGUUCUUUUCAUGCCUACCAUUCGCUGCUUCGCUUUCCCGGAGCGCUAUUCAAGAAAUGGCAGGAGGUGUUACUCAAGUGGCCAGUCUUUUCUCUUGCAGUGUACUUCUUGUCGUAUUGCUUUGGAUCGCUCCAUUCUUCGAGCCAUUGCCAAGAUGUUUCCUGGCUGCUCUCAUCAUAGUCGCAUUGAAAGGUGUGCUAUUUCAAGUGAAAGACUUUUUCCGCAUCUGGAAAAUGUCGACGCUGGAUGGAAUCACAUGGCUUGUAACAUAUCUCACGGUCAUACUAGUCGAAAUAGACAUUGGACUUCUGGUUGGCGUUUUUGUAUCAAUUGUUACUAUUUUCAUUCAAGGCAUGAAGCCAUACACUUGCCAACUAGCAAGACUUCCCAAUACAGACAUAUAUGUGGACUCUACAAGGUAUACCAAGACUGAGGAAGUAAAAGGUGUGUGUAUCGUCCAUUAUGCUGGUGGCCUCAACUUUGCAAAUAGAGUUUACUUCAAGAAGGCUGUUCAUCAAAUUUACAAGGAGUGUGCAGAAAAUGAAGUGAAUCUGGUAGUUAAGGGAAAAUCGACUUCUGACGAUGACAUAGAAAAUGGAAAGAUACAAUUCAUUAUAUUGAAUUUGUCAGCUAUGCAGUACGUGGAUCCAGCAGGGUCAUCAACGAUUUCAUCGAUUGCUCAGGAGUUUUCUCAGAUAUCUGUCAACAUACUCUUAGCUGCGGUUGGAGGUCCUGUACAUGAUGCAAUGCAAUUAUGUGGUGUCUUUGGAAACAAUCUUAUAACGUGCUUCCCCACUAUACAUGAUGCUGUAUUAUAUGCCGAGAGUAAAAUGAAUAGACAAAGGUUGUCAAUUAGAUUAUAAGCAUUGGAUUACCAAGUGUUUCAUACUAAAUCAGCUCGGUCGAAUGUUUCACAACUUCAACAACAUACAGGCCUAUACUAGUUCCUAUGUAAUUUCUGUAUUUAAUUGUACUUGUUCUUAUAUAUUUUGAUAGUUUUAACCAUUUAUAAUUAUUUUUCAGAUAGGCAUGGAAUCAAACAGUAACUAGAAUAUUCUCACAAAUGUGUUUCAUAAGCUCAUAAGCGCCACAUAUUGCAAAGCUCCAAAAUAGUUGGCUUAGUAUGAAUAAUUUGAUGAUUAUAAAUUAGUGUGUCAGCGUCUGUAUAGUUAUUUAAUAGUUUCAGUUGACAUACUUUUAUCAUUAAGACUGCAUAAAAAUCGAAAAAACUGUCUUUUUCGGUCAUGCAUAAAAAUUUACGAUAAUGCUCAGCUUAUAAUGUUAAUUAUAUAGGCCUAAUCUUGUGGCAAUAAUGUGAACUGUUAAUUAACGUUUGUCAAUCAACAAGAUGACAACGUUACGUUUUUUCAACUUCUUCUAUAAAAUAAAAAUAUUAUAGUGUUGAGCAGCAAAUUUUUAAUUAUUAUUAAUAAGAAUGUAAUAAUUGAUGUAUAGUUCAAACCUUGAAAAUAUAUCUUCCACUGCAUAGAAGUAGUUAAUAAAUUUGAUCAUGUAUUAGUAAUAGUAUCUAUUACUUUUGUUUAUAUUUGACAAAUAUGUAAAUAUUAGACUUAGGUAGAUAGUUUUUGCGACAUUGUUUUGGCAUACUUGUGAAAAAAUUGAUUCAUGUGAAGAUGUGAUAAGAUGAUGUAAAAAUGUUAAUAAAUUCCUCUAAAAUC
Molecule: messenger RNA, 3435 nt
Organism: Nilaparvata lugens (brown planthopper)
Lineage: Eukaryota; Metazoa; Arthropoda; Insecta; Hemiptera; Delphacidae
Product: sulfate transporter
Exons: 15
Coding region: 523-2619 (698 amino acids)
Biological process (GO): transmembrane transport
Cellular component (GO): membrane
Molecular function (GO): sulfate transmembrane transporter activity; bicarbonate transmembrane transporter activity; oxalate transmembrane transporter activity
Source: RefSeq, a predicted model, not a curated record